Hydra vulgaris (swiftwater hydra) is the source of this 1846-nucleotide messenger RNA. RefSeq lists its product as uncharacterized. Gene Ontology annotation, molecular function: dynein intermediate chain binding. NCBI's taxonomy places the organism in Eukaryota, Metazoa, Cnidaria, Hydrozoa, Anthoathecata, Hydridae. Gene Ontology annotation, biological process: microtubule-based movement. The record is from RefSeq and is a predicted model, not a curated record. Gene Ontology annotation, cellular component: cytoplasm; cytoplasmic dynein complex.
AUCGUAAAAUGUUAUCUUAGAUGAUAUCAUUUAAUCUCUAAUUCGUAAUAAAACAUAAAAGAUGAUUUGAACAUAGAUAACGAGAUAAAAACAAUUUGUUAAAAAUAAGCAUUUAUAAAAAAAUAAUAAAAAAACAAUAACAGAAAAAGUUUUUACAGCUAACAUGAUCAAUUCAUUAAAUUGAAGAAAUGACAAUAGCUGAUUCCAAAAAGUCCGAUAUUUACUCAAUUGCGAACAAGUCAAAUGGUUCACGAGUUCAUACUGAGCUAUUGAGAUUAGAUGUUGGUAAGUUCAACCAAAGGCUUGAAAAUGCCCGAAAUUUGGCUAAAAAUUCCUUGCAAAUUGAAACAGAAAAAAACGAUGUUCGAAUUCGUCGUCGAUCUCGUUCAAUUGGUUGUUUACUUGAAAAAAUUGAUCAAUCAGAAAAUAACGAUAUUUUUAAUAAUCAACAAAAUCUUUUAAAAUCAAAAAAAAAAGUAAUCAAGACUACGAAAAAAGGGGAAGAAGAGAGCGAACAAAAAGUUGUAAUCAAAAAGAAAAAUAUAGCAACCAACGAACAAGAAGGCUUAUGUCUGUCAUCAUUACAGUUAUCGAAUGAUUUGAUUGAGCUACCGAUUCAAACAUAUGAAAAUGCAUCUUUCUCCGAAACCUCUUCAUUAUCUUCUUCUAUAGAAUUUGAGCUUAAUGCAAUUGAAAGUAUGAGAUUAAAAAACAGAAGAAAUGGAGUUGUUAUUAAUGCGUUUGAGAAACCAAAAAAGCAUCGCAAAACUCACUUUCAACUGAGAAAGUUUUCAUUGCAGAAUAUUGGAACUAAACAGACAAAACGAGUUCGUUGUUCUGUUCCUACCAAAGAAAACAUAAAAAGUUUAUCUGAGAACGAUCAUUUCUCUAAAAUGUUACCGGGAAUAUUUUAUUCAGGUAUUGGUUCAUUUCAAACAAUUUAUAAUGAAAAAUCGAAAAAAAAAAAUGACGAUUUAAAAUGUCAAUCUGAUUCUGAAACAAAACAUUUCAUGCAGAUAAAGAAAACUACGUCUCCGAGAAAAGGAUCGUUUUAUAAUAAUGAUAAUUUACCGAAUGAACCCAAAAAUGAAUAUAAGAAAAGUCUUCAUGUCAAUUCAAUUAUUUUAAAAAAAGGUUUAAGUAGAUCUUUACCCUCGAAUCUAAACAACGAAAAACUUUGGCUUGAUGACACACAUCACGAAUUACCCAAAAAAAGAGAAAAUUUUCAUAAAUGUUCAAUAGUGAGUUGCGGAGAUAAAGAAGGCAUUCUAGAAAAAUCUAGUUAUGAUGAUUUCAAAUUUAUUGAAUUAGAAAAGUUUAAAAUUGUUAUUGCUCAAAACCCUCUUAGUAACGAAACCAGUGAUUUUAUAAAAAAGAACAUCAGCCAUUCUUCUGCAAGUAUUGAUUUAGCAUUCUUUCAAAACCAAAAAGGAAAAAAAUGUCGAGUUAGAAAGUAUUUUUUUAGCUUUUUUAAAACCAAUAUGGAAUCAAAGUUAGUAUCGUAUCUUAGUAAUAAAAUUUAUGAACCAGAAGAAGUUGGAAAUUGGUGUCGAGAGUUAAGCGAAUCAAUAAAAAAUCAAAUAAUUCAUGUCACAGGAGAUGCGUAUAAGGUAACUUGCCAAAUUUUUAUCAGCGCUGUAUAUGAUAAAGGUGCUCAUAUUGCCACACAAUCUUCGCAUAAUAGUUUUACUGAUUAUCUUUUUACUGCAACAUACCGCGGAGAAGAACUUUUUGCAUUAGCAACAGCUGCAGUUGUAAUCAACAGUUGACUUUUUGUUAACGAUUCUUACUAAAAAUCAAAUUUAUUACCAUUAUUAUGGAAGAAGUAACAUACUAGAAAUUGAAA